Molecule: messenger RNA, 1833 nt
Organism: Acanthamoeba castellanii str. Neff
Lineage: Eukaryota; Discosea; Longamoebia; Acanthamoebidae
Product: RNA recognition motif domain containing protein
Exons: 9
Coding region: 1-1833 (610 amino acids)
Molecular function (GO): RNA binding
Source: RefSeq, a predicted model, not a curated record
AUGGCUGAACCUUCCAAGAUCGACUGGGCCGACGACGACAGCGACGCCCCUGUUGAGAACUGGGCCGAUGAGGCUAGCGAGGAUGAAAAGGAGGCCGCUCCGCAGCCUCCGCGAUCCGUCUGGGGCAAGCCCGCCCAGACCAUCAUCCCCACCCCCAAGGUGGUGGGCGGCGAGCAGGAGUUCCCCUCGCUCGGCGCUGAGCCCGCUCGUGGCAGCCGCCAGCCGGCCCGCGGUGGUCGUGGCGGCGCCUCGGCAGCCCCUCGCGGUGGCGAUUCCUUCGGCAGCGGCGGCGGCCGUGGCGGCGGUGACCGUUACGGCGAUCGCGAGGGCGGCCGCGGUGGCUACGGCGAUCGCCCCCCGAGGCGUGAUGAUCGCGAUGACUACGGCAGCUAUGGUGGCGGCCGUGGCGGCGGCGAUCGCUACGAGCGCGAGGGCGGCCGUGGCGGCUACGACGAUCGCGAGGGUGGCCGUGGCGGCUAUGGCGAUCGCGAGGGUGGUCGCGGCGGUUAUGGCGAUCGCGAGGGCCGUGGUGGCUACGAUCGCGGCGACCGCGAGGGUGGCCGUGGCGGCUAUGACCGCCCGCCCCGCGAGCAGCGUGCCCCGCCCGUCAUCCCCGAGGAGGGUCCCUGGACGGCCUUCGUCGGUAACCUCAACUUCAAGGUCGAGGCCCCCGAGCUCGAGGAAUUCUUCAUCAACGCUGGCUGCAACCUGCCCAGGGAGGGCGCCGUCCGCAUGACCAGGGACAGGGAAACCGACCGCCCGCGCGGCAUCGCCUACGUCGAUUUCGAAGAUGCGGAAUCGCUGCGCAAGGCUAUCGAGCUCGACGGUGAGGAGUUCGCCGGCCGUGCUAUCCGCCUCGACGUCGCUGAGAACAAACGGUGGUCGCAGGGAUGGUGGAGGAUUCGGUACGACGCCACCGGCGACGAUUCCAACUGGCGCGAUCUGGCCAAGAAGGCCGCCGAGGAGCGCGCUGCCGCCGCCCCCGUCGAGAGGGAGCGCGACCGCGAGCCCCGGAGGGACGACCGACCCGACCGCAGGGACCGGAGGGACGACCGAGACUUCCACCGUGGCGACCGUGGCGACCGUGGUGGCCGUCCGGCGCCGAGGGAGAGGGAGCCGCUGCCGGCCCCGACGGAGGAGGAGGAGCGCGAGCGGGAGGAGCGCAAGAAGGCGCUCGAGGAGAAGCGCAAGCAGGCCGCCGCGGCCAACCCGUUCGGUGACGCCCGGCCCCGCGACGAGCUCGCCGCGCAGCGCAAGCUCCAGGAGCUCGAGGAGAAGCUGAAGAAGCAGAAGGAGGAGGAAGAGGAGAAGAAGAAGAAGGCCGCCGAGGAGGAGCUCAAGAAGAAGGUCGCCGAGGAGGAGCAGAAGAAGGCCGCCGCCCCCGCCCCCGCCGCCGCUGCGGCCAAGACCGACGACAAGUGGAGGAGGGAUGCUUCCUCGACCGGCGCCAAGGGUGCCAAGCCCGCCGGUGGUCGGGGUGGGUUCGACUGGAAGGACAAGGGCGCCUGGAACGCCGACAAGGGCGCCAAGAGGCCCGAGACCGGCGGUAGGGGCCGGGGAGGCGACAGGAGAGAAGGCGGCAGGGGCGAGGGCCCGCGACGAGGCGAGUCCUCGGGCAGCAGCAGCUGGGGCAGAGGCGAGAGCCCCAAGAGGGGUGAGGGCCGAGGCCCGACCGAGAGCAGGGGUCCCGUCAGGAAGGAGGCCCCCGCCCCGGCUCCCGCGCCCGCCAAGGCCGCCGCUCCCGCCAAGGCCAAGCAGCCCGCCAAGGAGGAGAAGCCCAAGGACAACUCGCCAGCCAAUGCCUUCGACCUUCUGGGUGAGGCCGAGGCUUAA